Grosmannia clavigera kw1407 is the source of this 1332-nucleotide messenger RNA. Its product is annotated as methyltransferase family. The coding region runs from base 1 to 1332 and encodes 443 amino acids. The record is from RefSeq and is a predicted model, not a curated record. Gene Ontology annotation, molecular function: S-adenosylmethionine-dependent methyltransferase activity. The transcript is spliced from 2 exons. NCBI's taxonomy places the organism in Eukaryota, Fungi, Ascomycota, Sordariomycetes, Ophiostomatales, Ophiostomataceae.
AUGGCAACGACGACAGCAGCGGGCCCCGACUCGAGCUGGGAGGUGGACGACGCGGCCAUCCAGGACCCCGAAGAGGUCAAGGUGCUCUUCUGCGCGCUGGACUCGUUUCUACAAUAUGCAAAGGUGUCGCACUUCCACUGCACACACCUGCGGCGGCAAUCGUUCUACGCGCUGUCGCAAGAGCACUGGCAGAUGCUAGCAGCACCGCCGUUUUCGUAUCUGGAGACGCUAGACCGGGUGGAUGACGCGAUUGAGAGCAACGCGGACCUGGCGCGGGCGAUUGUGCGUUUUGGGCUGGAGUCGUUCUGUGGCGGACAGCCGCCAGGGCCGACCGAGUCGAAAGAGGCCCAAGAGGCCAGAGCGGUCAGCGAGAGAGAACCGUCGCUGCCAGCGCCAUGGGCAGGUAUAGCCAAGCAUACGGAUGUGGACAAGGCACGCAGCACGCUGCGGCAGUUCUACCGCGACUGGUCGGCCGAGGGAGCGGCAGAGCGCGAGCACAGCUACGGGCCGGUGAUGCAAGCGCUGGCAGCGGAAAGGACGGAGAGGACGAAGCGAACAAAGAGUCUGGCGACAGCAGAAGGAGGAGCAGAAGGAGGGGCACCCCUGGAAUCUCUGAAAGUGCUGGUUCCUGGGGCUGGCUUGGGUCGGCUGGUGUUCGAUCUCUGCUGUGCUGGCUAUGCAGCCGAGGGCAACGAGAUCUCGUACCACCAGCUGCUGGCGUCAUCAUACGUGCUUAACUUUGCCCAGCGUGCCGGCCAGCACGCCGUCUAUCCAUGGGUGCACUCAUUCUCGAAUCACGGCACACGUGCCCGCCAGCUGCAGGCCUGCCGUGUCCCCGACGUGCAUCCGGCACAGACGCUACAGACGCUACAGCAGACGGCCGGGUCCAUGAGCAUGUGUGCGGCCGACUUUCUCUGCCUGUACGGCGACGAAGAACACGCGGCCACGUUCGACGCUGUCGCCUGCGUCUUCUUCCUCGACACGGCCCCGAACUUGAUCCGCUACCUCGAAACGAUGUGGCACUGCCUCCGGCCGGGCGGCCUGCUCGUCAAUGUCGGCCCGCUGCUGUGGCACUUUGAAAACCACGCACCAGGCAACCACGGCCGCGAUGACGACGGCGACGGCGAGCAUGAUGCCGCCAGCUCAUCCGGCAUCGCCGAUCCUGGCAGCUUCGAGCUGACUGACGACGAGGUCAUGGCCCUGGUCGCCCGCAUCGGGUUCCAGGUCGAGACCCGCGAGACCGCCCGCGAGACGCCCUACAUCCACGACGACCGCUCCAUGCUGCAGACGGUGUACCGGUCGAGCUUCUGGGUGGCGCGGAAGCCGUGGUGA